AUGAUCGCUGCACCAGUGCAGACGCGGGUCGUCUACCAACCCACAGCACGCCCAGCUGUUUCACCUUAUGGCAGCUAUGCGGCAAUGCCCAGCUACCGGGCGGCCCCGGCUACAUACGGCUACGCUGUGGCUGCGCCCCACGCGCCCGUGACAGCAAAAACAUGCGGCGCCAUGUCCUUUGUGCCUAGCGCUGUGCCAAUGACCAGGUCCACCCUGAACGUGGGCGCCGCGAGCUCCCGAAGCCUGCUGCCUCCCACGGUGAAGACUGCGGCGCCUGCGCGCUUCGUGCCGCCGCAUGCGCCGCCCAUCCCCUCCGGUGUGGCCUCGCUGCAUGCGCCAGCCCUGUCCAGCGCGGCCUCGGUGCAUGCGCCGGCGACCGCCAGCUUGGCUCACACUGCUCGGUCGCCCGUCUUGGAGACUCGCACGACUUUUCCCGUCCGAUCCGCGAAAGCGGCACCGACCCCGUCCUUCGUCGCAGCUCCGAUGUCUCCGGAAGGGCACGACCCCCUAUCUUCCACCUGGGCUUCCACAUGGAACGCCAGCUUCCAGGGGCUGCCAAAGGUGAACAUGGCAUGCGUGACGCCCAGGCCACCCUCCUUUGUGCCCAUUCCGCGGGCUGCUUCCUUCGACGACCCCAGCGGUUUGUCCUCUCACCUGCCGGGACCUCCGCCGAAGAUGCCCAGCUCCACCACAACGGACGCCUCCACCACCGCCACCGAGACCUUUCCCAGGUCCCCGAAGUCGAGCCCGGCCAAGGAGGAGACUGCGCAACAGGUGGCCAUCGGGCGCCACAGCUUCUCCCUGACGGAGAUCAUCGGCCGGGGCGCCUUCGGCGUGGUGUGGCGCUCCCCGGAGAAGUCCAACUCCGCAGGGCUGGAGACGGCGGUCAAGGUGGUGGGCGCCAAGGAUGCCCCGGGGCUCAGCGCCGCCUGCUUCGAGGCAGAGCUGCUGCAGAGAUUUUGA
This is a messenger RNA of Effrenium voratum, 963 nucleotides long. Lineage: Eukaryota; Dinophyceae; Suessiales; Symbiodiniaceae. The record is from the annotation of a GenBank genome assembly.